Messenger RNA from Cuscuta epithymum, 371 nucleotides. The record is from the annotation of a GenBank genome assembly. NCBI's taxonomy places the organism in Eukaryota, Viridiplantae, Streptophyta, Magnoliopsida, Solanales, Convolvulaceae.
CUUUCUCAGCCUUCAUUAUCUUCGGAAGGACACCGGUCGAAAGUUUUUUGGAUGUCAACAGUGGAAGCUCGGAGGCGGAGGAGGGUGUGGAUUCUUUGCUUGGAAAGAGGAAAAUGAAAUCCAACAAAUAGGAAAUCAAAAUUUCAGCUUGCACGAGGUCAAAAUAGUGCUAUAUGAUCUACGGGAGCAAAUGAUUAACAUCUGUGCUGAAGUUUCUCAUGUCAAAGCAGCUCUCCAUUGCAAGAUUGAAGAAAAUAAAAGAUUUAGAUACUCUAUAGGAGUUCUGAUAGUUGUGGUUGUAGCAAUGGGUAUUUUCAUGUAUGUAGGAGUACAGAGAUGAAACUGAUGGCAUUGUAAACAUCUUAUGUUUA